AUGGCGAUUGAAAUUGUUUCCUCCAGACCCUUGGAUCCCAGAGCUUCUCCUUACAAUACAAUUUAUCCUCGGGAUUUCUACAUCUACCAUAUUCCUCCACCUCUUCCUUAUUAUCGGAUUUUGCCACCAGUUCUACCACGUCCACCAUAUUUCUGGUCAUACAAUGCUCAUCAACAGCCGUUGCCCGCCAAGUCAUUACCACUACCACUUCCUCCACCACCAUCUCCUGGAAAAAAGAGCAAUUUCUCUCUGGCUUCGGUUCCUUCGGGGCCCAGAAUCCCCAAAUCCCGGCUCACUGGACGCCACCGGAGAGUUAACAAGGUGGUUCGCUUCGGAAGCCAUGGUUGCGGCGGAACUGAAAUGAAGACGCAGUUGAAGCCGGUGGAGAAAAAAACAACUCUGGAAAAAGUUGGGCGUGGAGGAAAAAGACGUUGGAAAAACAGAAGUGGAGAGUAUCAAGAGAUUUUGCCACUUGAUACUGAAACUUCAUCUGUCAUGAUCAAAAACAUUCCGAAUAAAUACACGAGAAAGCUGCUGAUACAAACUUUAGACGAUCAUUGCAAGCUUGUGAAUCAAAAGAUCAACAAUGACUCCAUUGAUGAGAAGAACUCGAUUUCUGCUUACGAUUUUCUGUAUCUUCCGAUAGAUUUCAACAAUCGAGUGAACGCUGGAUUCGCGUUUGUGAACUUUACAACUCCAGAAGCUGCUUCGAGAUUUAGGGACACCUUUCAUGGCAAACAUUGGGACUUCUUUGGGAGUCCGAAGGUAGCAGAAAUUACAAGAGCCCGAAUUCAGGGCAAAAGGCGUUUAGUGAACAAUUGCAAAACUAUGGACUUCUCGUAUGGAUCCGAAGAAGACAUGCCCGUUUCGUUUGAACCGGCAAGAGAUGGGUCGGAUGGUGUUCAUUCGAAGAUGACCGUACUUGGAAGGAGUAGGGGUGGUGGACUUGGGCACCUGAGCUAUCUUGCUUAUGGCAGGGUGUUGGGGUCCACCCCUUUUGAUCAUCUGUUAGGUCUAAUAUCAUGUUGUAAAAGGUUACUUCGAAACUGA
This is a messenger RNA of Lactuca virosa, 1050 nucleotides long. Lineage: Eukaryota; Viridiplantae; Streptophyta; Magnoliopsida; Asterales; Asteraceae. The record is from the annotation of a GenBank genome assembly.